AAUUUCAACUCCUGCAAUUGAUAACCUUCUUGGGACUGGCUAGACAUCCCAUCCAGACCGCUCAUCACUCCACUUUCUCUCGCCGCCAUUCUCUCAACCGUCACUCCAAAGCCCUUCCUCCCCAAUCCAUUCCCGCCAGCCAAUCCCAUUCGUUGCAUCCCCCCAAAAGCCAAAAAAAUUCCCAUCGGGAAAAGCCUAUUUGGGACCCACUUCGACUUGAAAAGCAAAAAAGGGCUCAUCCACUCACUCAGUCAACUGAAUCAGCUUUCCUCAAUCUUUCUCAAUCUCACAGCGCUGUGUCUAAGCUCAUAUCAUUGCAUGGUCAACAACAAUCGCUCUGAUCAACCUCAAUCCAUGCUCGUCUCACCACAUCAUCAACCCCUGUUCAACCCACAACAUCAUGCCAGCGCACACGUUGUUGCUGGUCUCAACGCACCUUCCUAUACAUCAUCUCGACAUGUCUCUAGCUUUGGGGGAGCCCAUUUCUGUGCUUCACCUGUAGAACAGGUUCAACAGGUUCAACAUGGUCAACCGAGUCAAUCGCCUUCCUCCUGCUCGAGGCCGAUGUUAAGACCCACUCAAUAUUGUUCUGCACCCCCUUCAUCCUGCUCCACGCCGACGGGUCACCCUACCCUCACUUCAGGACCAAGUAUUCAGCCGCACGCUCAAGGCACUCCUAUCCCUUCUACCCACUCACAUCCUUCCUCACCAACAUGUUCACUCUCUCCUCGAUCAUUCUUCUCAAAAUGCCCUGGAUCAUUGAAACGCUCCACCACGAUGCCUCAGAAGAAACCCACUCGUUCAACCCUGGAGAAGCGAUCUGCCGUUCAACUCUCCCUAGAGCUCAAAGUAGAAAAAGCGAAAGGCUUCCUCGUCAUCCCUCUUGGCCGACCUCCACCCCCCGCUCCUCCUAGUAGUCCAAUUCUUGCCCCUGCUGCUCCCCUCGACGCCUACAAGCUCGAAGCCCUGGGUCAGUCUCAAUGGGAUGAAAUCAGUUCGGCUCCAGUGAUCCCCGAGAUCAUGCCAACGGACUAUUUCGGGGGAUGGGAGACCAAGCUGGACGCUCAGGAAUGGGUCGAACAUCCAGCUCAGUCCAUGGAUGUUGACCUUCACUAGCCCGAGCAGGGAUUUCGGUUGUAUUUAGCACUCGUUGGGUUUACGCGACGGCAUCCACCAUAUGUAGCACU
Messenger RNA from Kockovaella imperatae, 1187 nucleotides. RefSeq lists its product as hypothetical. NCBI's taxonomy places the organism in Eukaryota, Fungi, Basidiomycota, Tremellomycetes, Tremellales, Cuniculitremaceae. Bases 319 to 1116 code for a protein of 265 amino acids. The transcript has a single exon. The record is from RefSeq and is a predicted model, not a curated record.